This is a messenger RNA of Saprolegnia parasitica CBS 223.65, 851 nucleotides long. RefSeq names its product STE/STE20 protein kinase. Gene Ontology annotation, molecular function: ATP binding; protein kinase activity. The transcript is spliced from 3 exons. Lineage: Eukaryota; Oomycota; Saprolegniomycetes; Saprolegniales; Saprolegniaceae. The record is from RefSeq and is a predicted model, not a curated record. Bases 27 to 851 code for a protein of 274 amino acids. Gene Ontology annotation, biological process: protein phosphorylation.
CAACAACGAAGAAAGGCGGCAGUGGCAUGGGCGCCAGUGGAUCGACGCACUGCUGUACGUCCGCAGACGCAGUAGCGCUCGCGGACCCACUCGUCGACAGCAAGGAUACCUCGAACGAGCGGCCCGACGUCGAGCUACCCGUCGCUGCGGCGUCGGCGCUGCCCGUCAUAGCGGCGUCCGAGCUCACGGUACUGGGCACGAUUGGCGACGGCGGUCGCGGGCCUGUGGUACGAGCUGAUUUCCGCGGCCGCGCCGUCGCCGUGCGCACGCUGGACGAAAAGCUCUCGGACGAGUUUUGUCGCUACGCACUCAAGGUGCACAGACUCGGCUCAAGCUACAUCGUCGCCCUUGUCGGCGUUACGAACCCGCUCUCGAGCACGCCAUGGCUCGUGACUGAGUUCAUGGACGGUGGCUCGGUCGAGCAGCUUGUCGAGCGAAAGCGCCGCGCGAACAAGGAACGGCCAGCAUUGGACCCGUCACUUGUGAGCAUUGCCGUCGCUGUAGCCGAUGGCCUCACCGAGCUCCAUGGCAUCCACUUGGUCUACGAGCACCUCCAACCGCGAAACGUGCUCCUUAACAGCAAAGGCGACAUCAAACUCUCGGACGUGACGUUAGGUUUAGAUGCCUCGUGCGCGACGAUGACCAUGUGCACCAACAAAAGCGAGUCCUUCUUCUGGGCGCCUGAGAUCUUGACCUGCGAGAUCGACGCGGCGACCAGUGCCGCCAACGUCUAUUCACUGGGCGUUCUCCUUGUCGAGCUCUCGACAUGGGAGCCGCCGUACACCGAAGCGUUCCGCCAAGGGCUCACGUACAUGCGAAUUCAAAUAGCCAUUGCCAACGGCGACCCGUAA